Messenger RNA from Xenopus laevis (African clawed frog), 444 nucleotides. RefSeq names its product serine/threonine-protein kinase N2-like. The transcript has 3 exons. NCBI's taxonomy places the organism in Eukaryota, Metazoa, Chordata, Amphibia, Anura, Pipidae. The record is from RefSeq and is a predicted model, not a curated record. The coding region runs from base 1 to 444 and encodes 147 amino acids.
AUGGGCGCCAAACUGUGCAAAAUCUUGCAUCGACGCCGGCAUACUGAGACUGUUGACAUCAAUCAGUCUUUUGAUGCUUGUGUGCCGAGGGUAAGUAUUUCCCUUUUAGGUAUGAAGCAGGAGCUGCUGAGAGACAUCCAGAAGGAGAUGAGGAUAGCAGCAGGGGCAGAAAAGCUGUACCGUGUCACCAAGGACAGACAGACCAAAGCCCAGGUGAAGAAGCUGAGGACGAGCAGUGAGAAGAAGGUGAAAGCCCUUUACUCCGCUCUCCUCAAGCUCAAUGAGGAUAUAGCUCAGAGGGAAGCAGAGAAUGCUCCAGAUGCAGUACCGGAGAAUACCAGUGACACCGGGGUAAACAUCCAAGCAAGAGAGAUCACUGCGCCUGAGGUUCAGGUCAUUUCAGAACCUGCCAGUGAUACUUCCCAAGUGAGUAUAUUACACUGA